This is a messenger RNA of Kluyveromyces lactis, 660 nucleotides long. RefSeq names its product mitochondrial 54S ribosomal protein mL67 (gene MHR1). The record is from RefSeq and is a predicted model, not a curated record. NCBI's taxonomy places the organism in Eukaryota, Fungi, Ascomycota, Saccharomycetes, Saccharomycetales, Saccharomycetaceae. Gene Ontology annotation, cellular component: mitochondrial large ribosomal subunit; nucleus. The transcript has a single exon. Gene Ontology annotation, molecular function: DNA strand exchange activity; structural constituent of ribosome; single-stranded DNA binding. The coding region runs from base 1 to 660 and encodes 219 amino acids. Gene Ontology annotation, biological process: positive regulation of mitochondrial DNA replication; DNA recombination.
AUGAGCAAGCAUUUAGCUAUUACCAAGUUCCGUCCAGCCAACUGGCUACAGAAAGCAGGGUAUGCACCACAAGUCUUUUUAUUCAGAAACCUAGAGAGUGGACAAGUGCUGUACUCUCAAUUCCCGACUUUUUCUUGGAAGCAAAUUGAUACCAAUUUCCAAAGACCCAACUGGGAGAAUAAGAAACCAAGCACCAGACGUGAUAUUUGGAAAUGUAUGGCUGUUGUUGAUCUACCAGACUACGACAAGAGUGUAAAAGUAUACCAGAAUUUGUGCAGAUUAAGAUAUCUCCGUGAUGUGACAUUCAGUAAACAGGCAAAAGACAUGAGAAAGAAGAAUGAGUCCGGCCACACAUGGUACUCAUCGCAAUACAGACCAACAUACUCUCAAGAAGCGGUUGCCGAUUUGCGAGAAUGUCUCCUAAAGUUGAAAGACGUCCAAUCGUCCAUUAAGGUCCAUUGGGAAGACGAAUGGAGAAUGGGGGAUAAAGAGAAAUACUGGAACCCAGUAUUGCCAGAGUUGAAUCACACAACACUAGAACGUUUGGGGAACGUUUCCAGAGAGGAAAGUGCAAUUUUGAAAGAACUAGGCGAAAGAGCCAAAGAAGAGUUCGCAAGAGUGAGACAACAGGAGUCAGCUGCUCAAAACAUCUCUCUAUGA